Molecule: messenger RNA, 7789 nt
Organism: Hemibagrus wyckioides
Lineage: Eukaryota; Metazoa; Chordata; Actinopteri; Siluriformes; Bagridae
Gene: pcdh11
Product: protocadherin 11
Exons: 6
Coding region: 782-4480 (1232 amino acids)
Biological process (GO): homophilic cell-cell adhesion
Cellular component (GO): plasma membrane
Molecular function (GO): calcium ion binding
Source: RefSeq, a predicted model, not a curated record
GUGAGCGAGAGAGAGAGAGAGCGCGUGAGUGAGUGAUGCUGCACCAAGGCGCACUUUCAUCCUCCUCCAUUGGGAAGAGCGCGCGCUGACAGCAGUCCAUGUUCCCAUCCAUUCUGCGUUUAAGUGUGACUCGUUCCGCCAAACAGUGAGCGUGACAGGCGAGAGAACGCACUUGGCUAUGUUCUCAGCGCACCUCAGUAGUGCGCACUUGUGCGUCAGACACACCAAAUUCACUAAAACAAUCCCCGUGUGGCCCGGAAGACUCCCCUGUUUCCAAUGAUGACUUGUUUUCUCCCUCCUUUUUCCUUUCUUCCCCAGUUUUUUUUUCUUUCUCCCCUCCAUUCAGAAGUGUUGCGUGUUCAGUAAGCAACUCGGAGCAUCAGUGUGAGUGAGAGUGCAACUGAAAGCAGUCGAGUCCAUCCGUCUGAGGAGGAGGAGGAGGAGGAGGAGGAAUUACAGGGGAAAAGUAAAGCGCGAAGGUUCCAACGCCGUUCUUGUGGACCGUAGACUUUUUUUCCCUUUCUUUUUUAAAGGACACACAUCGUGCUGUUUAGCUGGAUACCGACUCAAGCUGUUCGAUUUUCUCCUGCGAAGAGAUUUUUUUUCUUUUCCUCUUUCCUAUUUCACUCCACUUGAGUCUCGGCUUCACGGCACUUCAUCUCCUAAAGCGGCGAUGGUGCUGCGUGACGCGAAUUAAGAAGAGUUUUUUCACCCCUCUACAUUUGUCAAGAAAGCAAAGAAAUUACAGACCUCCCAAGACAAAUCCCCACCCACUCUGAGCAUGGACUUGUUGAGCGAAUCCCAUGUGCUGGUGCUUUUCCUCACCUGCCUGGUGUCGCUGUGCUUGGCCCAGGAGAAGGAUUACACAGUAAAGGAGGAACAGCCGGAGAACGUGCGCAUCGGGAACCUGCGCAAAGACUUGGACCUAAACCUGGACCCCAAUGUUAAGCUGUCCUCAGCCCUGGAGUUCAAACCUGUCUACAAGUCAGGAGAGGUUCCUUUAGUGAGGGUGGAGGCCAGCACGGGUGAGAUCUUCACCACCUCGAAUCGCAUCGACCGUGAGAAGCUGUGCUCCGGAGUCUUCAAUGAGAAACGCUGCUUCUAUGAGAUUGAGGUGGCUGUGUUGCCCGACGAGAUCUUUCGCUUGGUCAAGAUUCGCUUCCUUAUUGAAGAUAUCAAUGACAACGCCCCUCUGUUCCAGUCUACCGUCAUUAACAUCUCCAUUCCCGAGAACACAGCUAUCAAUAACCGCUAUCCGGUACCCUCAGCCUUCGACCCGGACGUGGGGCUUAAUGGCAUUCAGCAUUAUGAACUUGUCAAGAGUGUGAGCGAGUUUGGCCUGGACAUCAUUGAAACUCCGGAGGGAGACAAGUGGCCCCAACUCAUAGUCCAACAAAAUUUGGAUCGAGAAACCAAGGACACUUUUGUGAUGAAAAUCAAAGUGGAAGAUGGUGGCACACCUCCAAAGUCCAGCACAGCCAUCCUCCAGGUCACUGUCUCCGAUGUAAAUGACAAUCGCCCAGUGUUCAAGGACAGUGAGGUGGAGGUAAACGUGCCAGAGAAUGCCCCUAUGGGGACAUCAGUCACUCAACUCCAUGCCACUGAUGCUGAUCUUGGCUCCAAUGCUCAGAUCCACUUUUCCUUUAGCAAUCAAAUCUCUUUGGUAUCCAGACGGCACUUUGCUAUUGACAGUUCUACUGGAUUGAUUACAAUCAAGCAGCCAUUGGACAGGGAAUCCAACCCAGUCCACAAGCUUAUAGUCCUGGCAAGUGACGGUAGCACCACACCUUCAAGGGCUACUGUCAUAGUAAACGUAACAGACAUUAAUGACAAUGUUCCGUCCAUUGACACUCGGUAUAUAAUAAACCUUGUAAAUGGCACAGUACUGUUGUCUGAAAAUGCCCCUCUAAACACAAAAAUAGCUCUAAUUACAGUGACUGACAAGGAUGCUGACCUUAAUGGUAAAGUGACGUGUUACACGGAUCAUGACGUACCCUUUCGGUUGAAGCCUGUUUUUAAUGACCAAUUCUUGUUGGAAACUGCAGCUCCCUUAGAUUACGAGACUACUCGGGAGUAUGCAAUUAAGAUAGUAGCUUCAGAUUCAGGGAAACCUCCUUUAAACACGUCCGCAAUGAUCCUCAUUAAAAUCAAGGAUGAGAAUGAUAAUAUCCCAGUUUUCCCCCAGCCAGAGAUUCAGCUGUCCAUCCCAGAGAACAAUGACCCUGGCACACAGCUGAUAAAGAUCAGUGCCACGGAUGCAGACAGUGGUUCUAAUGCCCUUAUUAUUUAUACCCUUGGUCCAGACGCACCUGAUGGGUUUAACAUAGAUUCCAGGUCUGGUAUACUCUCCGUCAGCAAGCGACUAGACAGAGAAAAACAGGAAACCUAUUCAUUUACAGUCAUUGCCAAGGAUAAUGGUUCUAAUCCUCUGCAAAGCAAUGUCACUGUGAAGCUAAUUGUCCAAGACCAAAAUGACAACAGUCCAGCCUUCACCCAUCCUGAGUACAAUUUCUACGUGCCUGAGAACUUGCCUUUAUAUGGCACAGUUGGCUUGAUUACAGUUACAGACGCAGAUGCUGGUGAUAAUUCAGUGGUUACCCUCUCAAUCAUAAAUGGGAAGGACAAUUUUAUCAUUGACCCCAAAACUGGCGUAAUUAAACCAAACAUUACAUUCGACCGGGAGCAGCAAAGUUCAUAUACCUUUAUAGUCAAAGCUGUGGAUGGAGGAUUAAUUCAGACAACUUCAUAUGCCAAGGUUACCAUAAAUGUUGUUGAUAUUAAUGACAAUCGGCCUGUGUUUGUCAUCCCACCUUCCAACUACUCCUAUGACCUAGUCCCUUUCACAACCAGCCCUGGCUCUGUGGUGACCCGAGUGUAUGCCAUUGACAAUGACACUGGCAUGAAUGCAGAGCUGCAGUACAGCAUUAUUGGAGGUUCACCAAGAGGACUGUUUGCUAUUGACAAAACUACAGGGAACAUUACUCUGCAGGAGAAGAUUGUUAAUGCUGAUCAAGGCCUUCAUAGGUUGGUCGUAAUGGUCAAAGACUUAGGACAGCCAGACCCCUUGCAUGCAAUUGCGCUUGUUCACUUGUUUGUGAAUGAUACUGUCUCCAACGCUACAUUCAUUCAGGAGCAAGUCCGAAAAAGUAUGGAGACACCCUUGGACAGAAAUGUUGGGGACAAUGAUGUAAUCCCUCAAACCAAUGGCUAUGUAAUUGUUGUCAUAGCCAUAAUUGCUGGGACUAUGACUGUGAUAUUGGUGAUAUUUGUGACUGCUUUGGUACGUUGUCGACAAACACCCAGACACAAAGUUGUUCAGAAGGGCAAGCAAAGUGGUGAGUGGGUAUCACCAAACCAGGAAGGGCGGCAGAUCAAAAAGAAGAAGAAGAAAAAGAAGAGGUCCCCUAAGAGCUUGCUGCUGAAUUUUGUCACUAUUGAAGAAUCCAAAUCUGAAGACCCUACUCAUGAGCACAUCAAUGGCACCUUAGACCUUCCAGUUGAGCUUGAGGAGCAGACAAUGGGGAAGUAUAAUUGGGCCACCACACCCACCACAUUUAAACCUGACAGCCCUGAUUUAGCCAAGCAUUAUAAGUCAGCUUCUCCCCAGCCUACCUUUCAGAUCAAACCAGAAACCCCAGUGGCUCCCAAGAAGCACCAUGUCAUUCAGGAACUCCCCUUGGACAACACAUUCGUAGUUGGCUGUGACUCUCUCUCCAAAUGCUCCUCCAGCAGCUCCGACCCCUACAGUGUCUCAGAGUGCAACUGUCAAGGGAGCUUCACGGCACCCGGGCAAAUUCACACCCGACAGAGCCAGAACCAGACCCCAGACAAGACACUGACUGCACUUCCUUCCACUUGUCCCCAUAAGCAGAGUCAGCGGCGUGUGACCUUUCACCUUCCGGAUGGUUCUCAGGAAAGCUGUAACGCUACUGGGCCAGUGGAACAGGAGGUGGGCAGCAGUGCCAUUGCCACCAGCACUACUCAGUCGCUGCCAUUGGGAUUCCCACAGGAUGAGUACUAUGAGCAGACAUCGCCCAACAGCCGCACCGAGGGUGAUGGCAACUCUGACCCCGAGUCUACUAUUGAAGUGAACCUGCAGAAGGCCAUGGCUGAAGCCUCGGAGACCUGCACCCAGGAAUGUCUGAUCCUCGGCCAUUCUGACAGCUGCUGGAUGCCCCCGGCGGUGACCCAGUUCCAGACGACUGCUGCUGCCACGUUGCCCUCAUUCAGCCUUCAGCAGAGCUGGGCACGCAGCGGCGCCAUGCCAGACGGGCGUCACACCCUCGGCAGAUCUGUGCCCAGAGAUGAUCUGGACAAAGGGAGCAAUCGGCCCCAGUUCUACAGCACACUGGACAGACACUGUAGCAAGAAAGAGGACGCUGUGAAGGUUAUCCCUCUGGCUAGCUUCUCUGCCACGUCAAGCCCUCAGAACUCGGGUGCUGGCGCUUCCUCCUCAUUCUUACACGAGCAUCAGCUGUAAAGCAAGAAGCAAGCAUUUCCAGUUAGUUACAGCACCACAAAUAAGUGAGUGAUAAGAAAAUCAUAACUAAGUUGACAACUGACAAAAGAAUAUCUUAACAAAAUUUAUCAUCCGUCUGUAUUUGCAAUGCUUAUAAAAGGAUUUCUUUUUUUGUGUCUUUGUCAGGAUAGAAAUCAAUUAAGUGAAUGGACAGUCAGAAUACUCUCAAAACACCAGACUCUAUAAUCACCAGACUGCAUAAUCUACAAGUAGAUCUAAACCAAAGUAGCAUCUCAAAUGAAAAACAGAGUUAAAAAAAACAUAUAAAAAUAAAACAAAACAGACAAAAAAACAUAUAAAAACAAAAAGCAAAAAAAAAAACAACAAAAAAAGCUGUGUCUCUAUGGUAGGUAGCAGCUAACGAAUCAAGCUUCAGAGAUGAUGUCAAUGUUUUUUGAGCCUUUUAAAUAUGAUGUAAUUAUGAAACACACACAUAUAUGCUGUUGAAUGAAGUUAGUGAGGUGUUAUUUGCGUGAGUGAUUGCAACGUUAGCUUCAGUGAGAUACAGUGAGUAUAUAGCGUGAAUUGUUUCUAGCAAGAUUUUCUCCUCAUCUGAGUGCUGCAGAGACUUUGUCCAGACAACAGAUAAGUUAUUAUGCCUCACUGCAAACAUUUCUCUUACUCUCUAAUAACAUGUAGAAAGUUUUUACAAGCCCCUUUUUUUCUCCUUAUGAAAUCAGCUUCUAUUUUUCUGCAUAAACUGAAAAGUGAGGCUUCUUCUGAUGUCUGUAGUUUCCAUGCAUCUGACACCCUUUUUUCUCCCAUUAUUAGGAACCUACUCAUUUUCUUAUUAACCAAGCCUGGGAAGGCACAGACAGAUGUGUUAAAGAGCCUUUCUUUGUUUUCCUUCUCUUCUACAUCAAGUUUCGCUCUUGAAAUAUACAAUUUAUGCACCAUAACAAGUGCUAUGGAACCAAUUAUGAGAAUCUCCUGAUAGUAUAAUUACUUUGAUCUGUAAUCACCGUAGCAGCCAUAGCCGUGGAAGACUGCUCUGUAAUAGUAUAAUUGGCUUACUUUUUCUUUGCAUGCAUGUCUGUGUGUGUUACCUUUGUGGAACACUACUUUUUUUUUUUUUUAAAGAAAAAUUGACAAAAAAAACAUAACACGAGGUCCCUAAGUUCCUGAUGUGGAUUGUUCUUUGGUUUGUGCUUCACUCAAGCACCUCAAACUUAUUUGUGACCUGUACGCUUUUAGACUACUAAACAGAAGCCUCCCCCCCCCUUUCCGUCCACAUUGUAGCUUUCCAUAACUAGUUAUGAGUUGUAUCUGGUAAAAUGAAUCUGUGUGCAUCAUGCAGACCUAAAGACUUACAGCAGACAGUGUCAAUCAUAAGGCCACCAAACAAUAACAACACUGAACUGUAAUUACAAACAUCACAGUACAGUUAAUUAGGCAUUUCCUUUUCUUUUUUUUCCUCUUUGCUUCUUUGAAUAAAACAAAGUCCCAUGCACUCUUUUAUUUUUCAUAUUAAUUUGGAAUUAGGCAGACCCCAAAAGAGCCAGCUCCAGCAAGCAUGCUUUCUUUAAUUCAGCAAUUCUGCUUAGUACAUACUGAUGAAGCCCAAGCAUUUGAGUUAGUGAUCCAAAAAAUUACUUUCUUAUAAAUUAGGUGGAAUAGCAGUGGAAGAAUGUAUGCCAGGAGAGUGGUAUGAUGAGACUGGGUCUGCGGUAUUGCUCAUUGAUCUGAGAGAAUGCACAGUUGCAUUGGCAGCAACUCCCUGGACUACAGCAAAAAAAUCCCUUUAAAGCUGUUAAUCAAUGAGAAGAACUAUAGGAUGGUACUGCGUCAAGGGAUACUGCCAUAGACUGGCUAUACAGUGGAACACUUUAUUUUCUGCUUACUAAGACUGGAUCAUUUGAAUAGAGAUUUUAAUGCCUGUUGGAUGAACACAAGCUCUACUUAUCGAAGGGAUAGAUCUCUAAACUGGAAGGCUAAAAAUGCUAAUGACUAACUUAUGGUAGCCUAGAAAUUCUAGAAAUGCAUACGUUUCGUCAUUAAGUUGUUGGUAAUUAUGAGCUGGCAAUUAUAAUAAGCAAAUUUACAUAUAUACUUUGCAGUUUUUGAACUGUUCUACUUCCCAGUUCAGUCUGGGGGGAAAAUACAUAUAUUAAAAUUUGCAUAUUGUUUUCAAACUGAAUGCAUCCACAAAAGCUGAACAACAUUUAAACAGAAAACUUAAUUCUCCCACAAUGCCAUGCAAUGUCAGUUCACACCUAUCUGAAGAAAACUUAAUAAUGCAAACUUCAUAAAAAAAUAUAUAUUCAAUAAAUAUGCGUAUAUAUUGUGUGCAACUAGUUAAGUAAAGUUACAUUUGGUGCCAAAGGUCUCGCAAGUGGAAAAAAAAACCUGUCAAAUCACUAAUAGGAAAAUGCAUAAAUGUAUACUAUGUUCAUGACAAUUCUCCCUUUUAACACUUUUUAUAUGUUUUAUAUCUUACUAUCCAGUGCAUUGUGAAAGCAACAUCAGCAACUUUAAAACAAAAGCAUUUAUUUUUUAAUACUUUGUACUAUCACACGGGAAAAUUCCUAUCCCACUAUCCCUCAACUUUUGCAUUUACAUGACCUUGAGAGUAGGUUGUGACCUUUGACCCCUGGCUCAUGUGUGAUGGUGAUGAGGCGCAUUGUGACCACUUUUGGAUUGUGCUAUAGAUCUGAACUUGACAGUCAUGACAGUAAUAAUCACUGAUAAUGCAAGCUCUCUUUAAUAUCAACAUGUCAAGUCACUGGUGCAUUAUUUACGCAGAAAUCAAAUCAACUUUCAUCAUCAUGUGGCAAAAAAGGGAAAGACAAUGAAGGGGAAAAAAUAUGUAUAUAUGUUUAGAAGUAACCUCAGAUGACAUUAUCUGACAAACCAUUGGCAAAGGGAAGUGUGGUUGGUGUAUCUUGAACAUGAUAAAAUACACAAAAAAAGCAGAAUUUAUAAAUUUAUAACAUUGAGACAAUCUUCAUCAUAAUGUAGGAAGUCAUUAUGCAUAUAUCAGUGUAUGUGUGCGCGGGUGUCUUAGUGUGUGUGCAUGUAUGUAUACUGGCACAGAGAUGGUCAGAAUAAUGUACACACCAUGCAUCUUGUAUAAAGCAGGAAAACAAUAUGAACCUAUUGCUAUAUUAUAUCUGCUUGUAACUUAAUCAUUUGUUGUAUUUCACAAUUGCUUUGAAAGAUGACAGCUUUGAUAUGUGCCAGCAGUACACUAUUAAACAAUAAAAAAAAAUAUAUACUGUGUAUUGUCUUGCCCCUGUAAAAUAUCCCUUCAGAAUCUAAAAAAAAAUACAU